GAAGACCGCAUCACACCUGCUCUCUGCAUUCAUUGUACCCCCAACACCACUCCAACCAUCUCCUCCAAUCUGGCACGGCGCUAAUCAGUCGUUGAAACCUCCGAUCAUCCCAAUCCAUCCAUGAGCCUCUGAUUCUCCAAUCUUUCAUCUCCAAUCGCCUUGCAAGCCACCCACACACUGCCCACCUCCCCUCCCCUUCGCUCGCUUUCAUUGUACUUGCAAGGCUCGUCCCUCCCUCUCGCACCUCGCUAGCAGAUGGACAAGAAGGACGAGAACAGCCCGGCGAAUUUGUGGACUCGUCGUUCCAAUAGCAGCAAACUCAGCUUGAACGUCAAGCAGAACGAUCGCAACGACACCCGAGACUCCGACAGCUCGUCUGCCAGGCGGCUGGGGAGUGCGAGUGCGACCAGUAGAAGCAACCCUUUCAGUGCCCUUGGCUCCGCGCCCUCUCUAGCCUCUCCCACCACCGGCGCCGGCGCUUCUUCAGCAUUCGGCCUGGGCAGCGGAGCCUUUGCCAGUUUCGGUAGCACGGGAAAGACGCCCAAGACACCCGGCACUGCUUUCGACUUUAGCAAGGGCACUCUUGAGCGGAGGGAGUCCACGACCAAGGAAGAGAAGGAGGAGAAACGACCUGUGCCGCGGAAGUCGCUAUCGGCAUUGCGCGCAAACUCCGAAGCACAAAAUCCCUCCACCCCAUCAAAGGACAACUCAUCCUGGUGGUCAUUGAAGCAUGCUUGGGUGAUACACUACCGACCGCCGACCAGCAAGAACAGCGACUAUGAAAAGUCCAUGCGACCGCUGUGCAGAAUAGACAGCGCGCAAGCCUUCUGGUCCGUCUACUCACACCUGAAGCGUCCGAGCGCUCUGCCGACCGUCAGCGACUAUCACUUCUUCAAAGAAGGUAUCCGGCCGGUGUGGGAGGAUGAAGAGAACAAGCGAGGCGGGAAGUGGAUCAUGCGGGUGAAGAAGGGAGUGGCCGACAGAUACUGGGAGGAGCUCUUACUCGCCAUGAUCGGCGACCAGUUCGCCGAGGCGAGCGACGAGGUCUGCGGUGCGGUGGUUAGCGUGCGAUCGGGCGAGGACGUCUUCUCCAUCUGGACGAAGAACGAUGGCGGCCGCAACGUCAAGAUUCGCGAGACGAUCAAGCGCGUGCUCUCUCUGCCGCCCGACACCAACCUUCAGUGGAGGAGUCAUGACGAAAGCAUUACCCAGCGCAACGCAGUCGAUCAAGCGCGGCAGGAGAAAGCGGCGUCGUACGGGGACAAGAGACGCAACACCCUGACUGCGGAGAAGGACAAGACGAGUAAGGACGACUCGGCGUAGUGCGCGAUUUGGCGCCCUCGUCGCCGGAUGGAACUCUGGGAUUCAUCCCAACAGAAGAAGCUAUUGGUAAGAAGUACGCCUUGGAUUAUCCGUCGUGUACUGUAGGGGACGCUGAUCGCGAGGGUUGGGGGGCUUUGAGCGCUCGAUGCCACACUCGCGACUUGUACAAUUAAUUUUCUGUGAAUUCUUGCAGGACUAGCAUAGCAUUGGAAAGUCUUGCAAUCACCACAUACCAUUCCCC
Molecule: messenger RNA, 1564 nt
Organism: Neohortaea acidophila
Lineage: Eukaryota; Fungi; Ascomycota; Dothideomycetes; Mycosphaerellales; Teratosphaeriaceae
Product: translation initiation factor eIF 4e-like domain-containing protein
Exons: 2
Coding region: 256-1323 (355 amino acids)
Biological process (GO): translational initiation
Cellular component (GO): cytoplasm; eukaryotic translation initiation factor 4F complex
Molecular function (GO): translation initiation factor activity; RNA 7-methylguanosine cap binding
Source: RefSeq, a predicted model, not a curated record